GAUCAAAAUAGAAAUGGAUAUCACGAGGCGUUUUUGCAUCAUCUCCUUGAUAACUGUGCAUCUCUUUGUUGCUCCAUCGAGUUCCACUGACAAGUUAUUCGUUGCCGAUGCCCACGAGAACGGCGGGAGCAUCCUCAUGGCCGAAACCGACGGGUUAAGCUUCGUCAAUUCCACCUUCAGCACACUUCCCCUCACUGGACUCCGACAGCCGAUCGGUGUGGAGUAUGACCCAAGGACAGAGAUGGUUUAUUGGACGGACGCCUUCCUGCACACUAUUAACAGAGCCGUCAUUGACGGUUCUAUGCAGGAGGUCAUCGCUCAACUGGACCAGAUAAGCAUACCAGAAGAUUUUGAAUAUCCUUUUGGAAUCGCCCUGAACCUAGAUGAAGACAAGGUCUACUGGGCUGAUCAAUAUAGUGAUAGGAUCGAGAUGGCUGAUCUGGAUGGCUCUAAUCGAGAGGUUUUGAUAUCGACUGGUUUCAACACAAACGCGGCUGGAGUAGCUUACUCACGAAUAAGAAGGAAAAUAUUUUGGACAGAGCAAGGACCGGAGCCUAAAAUUGAGAUGGCCAACCACGAUGGCACAGGGCGCCAAGUCCUAGUUGAUAGCUCCCAACUUGUAAAGCCAAAUGGUAUAUGCCUCGAUUCUUCAGAGUCGAACCUUUAUUGGACCGAUACGGACAGAGACAGCCUAGAAAGCAUAAACUUGGAUAACAUGACGACAUCAAUACAUUUCAUGAUAAACCUUGAUAUUCAUCCGUUUGGAAUUGCAAAUUAUUUUGAGGAUUUAUAUUUCUCCGACAUUAUAACGGAAACUGUGUAUCUUGUCGACUUUCCCGAUCGCAUGCUGGCUCAAAUUGAUCGUGCUUUGCCCUCGCCUGUUGAUAUUCACAUCUAUUCAGAUACAACUUGUCCAGGCUUCAACCUUUGCGCCGCCACGGGGACAUGUGUUCUGACUACUCGGCAACCUGAGAACAAAUUUGUAUGCGUUUGCCGACCUGGAUACACAGGGAUUUCCUGCGAUGAAGAUAUCAAUGAAUGCGAUUCAGCACCCUGCGUUCAUGGGAGUUGCAGUGAACCUGAAGUGGAUUCUUACGAUUGUACCUGUCAACCUGGAUUCACAGGCCUCAAUUGCGAAACAAACAUUACUUAUUGCGACCCGUCACCCUGUACGAAUGGAGCCACCUGCACGGAAGAAUCACUAGGAUAUACAUGCGAGUGUGCUGAGGGUUUUACUGGAGACACAUGCAGUGAAGAGAUCACGUGUCCGUUGCCGAACCAUCCUCUUAGCCAUGUUUCGCAACCCCAGAGUACGUACAUGGCAGGAGCUCUGAUCACGAUUGAAUGCGAUGAGAUAGAUGCUUCUGUCGUUUGGAGAUGCAAUGGCGCCACCGGAGAAUGGAUUCAGCUGGCCGAUCUAGAUUGUCAAUCAGAUGAGCAAGGGUUGCCAAUAUCAGCUCUAAUAGGCAUUGUGGCUGGGGCAUUGUUCGUUCUAUUAAUUGGAAUCUGCCUAUGUUUCCUAUACAAAUUUGUAAAUAAAAGAAACCGGGAUCUUCCAUUAGCCAGCGACCUCCACGGUAAUACCAACCCUGCUGCCAAUCUACCAAUGGGUGCUGUAGGAGGUAUGUCCUACCCAUGCGCCGAAAGCAAGAUAUUAGGCCUGGAUGAUCCCAUCUAUGCUGCUCCUAAGGAUGUACUUUCUAAUGACUACACAUCGACAUACUCAACACAAAUUCCCCGUACCUCUGAAGGGAGUAGGUUAGGAGCAUUACCAGACACACCGAAAGUUGAUGAUCUCCCACCGGAAUAUUCUGUUUGUGAUCCUACCACCUCGGGUGGUGAGCUUGCCACACUUGCCGUGGGUAGCAUGUACGAGUCAAGGAUAGGCUACCAACGCGCUCCCAUCGACAUGACGCCCUCACCCAUGAUGGCGCCAAAGAACCUCAAUCAUCAUUAUUAUGAACAUCGGCCCCGUUCGGAAGCUAAGGAUAAGCCUAAUGAGUACUUAGUCGUCCAAGAAGAUUAGCUAAACAGAUUCAAGAACAUUUUAAUCCUUAUCGAACUGAGGGUCUGUUAAAAAUUAUGGUAAUCCCAUUCACUUUUGAGAUUGAUUUUUUUUUUUUUUAAUGUUUGCCUUGAAACAAGUCUAAUGUGAAGGAUACAAAUAAAAAUGCGCUUUAUUGGAGAAAUUUUGUGAUAAGGUAUGACAUUUUGUUUGAUCGGUUUAACAAUAAAUUUAGAUUUCUCGGUAUUUCCUUCAAAUAUAAAUCCAUAUGCCCUAGAAUGAUCAUUUACAGGAUACCAUUAUUGUCUGAAGGCUGUCUUAUAUCUAAUCACUAUAUAGAUUUAAAAGAUAAUUGCUAACGGGUCACUUUUAUUAAAGAAGAAAAUAAUACAUUUCUAAGAAAGGGCGGUCACUAGCUCAAUAUUCGAAAUUCAGCAUUUGGAAACGAUCAACAGAACUAAGAUGCAAUGGUCUCUUUACUUUUUGUAAGAUUAAUCCUCUCCAAAAACAUUACCCUUACCAUAGCUUUAAGCUGUGGGAAGAUUAUCAGAAUCCUCCCUGUUUAUGUGUCUAUUAUGCAUAGCAUGAUACUUGAUAUUAUUUAUUUCCACUACUAGUAUCCCGUAAUUAGUAACCAUCUGGAAUAAAAUUAUUGGAAGUGGUUUUUUGACUGAUUUGAGUAGGUAUGGGUGUCAACAUUUACCCCAAAAAAGUUAGGAGGAAUAUGCCACCACGGACCCGUUUCAUUAAAGGUUUCAUUAACUUUACCUUUUAGGAACUGCCAAACAGUGAUUUUGAUUGGCUUGUCCUUUUUUUUUUGUUAUAGAUUUAUAAAACAGACCACUGAUAAUUCCAUUAUCCCCUUUUCAUGAAUUAGAUUCGCUCUAAAUUCAUAUUCUACUGCAUGUAAUAUAACAUUUUUUCAUAAUGCUCGUCAUAUUUAAUUUGAAUUAAGUUUGAAUCAUCACGGGUAUUCCCAGCACAAGCUGCAUUUUGCUGGUUUCCCCUUCUGUUUUCUUCAUGAUUUACCAUUUAAAAUCAUUUAGAAUCAUUGUUACAUAAUAUAUUGUGUUUCAUAUAUCGUAGAUUUUCACGUAUUAGAUCCAAUGUAGGUAAACGCCAAACAUCAAAAGCCUUCGAUAGUAUAUUCGUUGCAGUCACUGGCGUACAUAUGUUGAAGGGGACUGCUUGGGUGCUAUGCCUAGUAUGCAUGCACAGACAUUUUUUUGGUGCAAUUCGCAUAGUGUAGAGUCUGAAGUAGUGAGACUAGAUUCAUUAUUUACCAUUGCCGCAUUUUAUUUGACACAGAGUUUUGCAAUUUGCAGUCUAGUUUUUAUUAUAGACAUAGUAAAAUUUAUCAAAAGUGUCAAAUAUGAGUAUUUGCUUGCAUACUAGGCCAUGCACCCCCCCCCCCCGUUUCAAGAUCAAGAAGGAAAAAAAUAGGGGACAAAAGAGAGAGGUAAAAGACAAAUGGGUUAAUUUGUUAUAUCAUUUUAUGAAUAGCAUGUCAAAAUCAUGAAAUUGAUCCACAUUGUGCUGCACUCAACGCGGGUAAAUGUGUACCUUACAGGAAUUAAUUAUGCGAGUACGCUGUAAAUAUAUAUUACGACCACCAAACUAAAUCCAUUGUAAUAAGUCCUUUUGAACCGCUCAGAGACGUUAUAAUCAUAAUAAUGUUAUAAUCGCUAUACAAGAACUGUUUAUUAUAAUGAUUGAUAUAUGCGUCUAUUUGAUUUAACAAUUGAGUAUGUACCCACCAAACAUACGGGUAGAAUUUUGGUAAUUGAUCAGAAGACUUAUACCUCGGUCACAUUUGCUCUACGGCGGCCGUACGGCGAGUCGAAAACAGCCGUUUUGACAUUUUUUUGUAAUAGCUACAUAUACAUGGUUUGAAUAAAAAUCAAUAAAAGUGCUGUUUUCGACUCACCGUACGGCCACCGAAGAGCAAAUGUGACCGAGGUAUUAGUAUUCCUGAAAUGAAAGAAUGGACAGAGUUACGGCUUGAAAAUUUGCCUGUAAAUUCAUAUAAAUGUGAAUCUGAUUCUGUUCUGUUCCAUUUCUUCAUCCCUAACCAUCGUUGACGAAUAAGAACCUUCAGUUCAGAGAGCGAGUACAUGCCGGGGAUUCAAUACAUUAUUGUACAGUUUAAUAUUAAUAUUGGUUUAACCAUCAAAUACAAAAACAAUACAAAUUAGUUAGAGAAUUAGACAAGCAACCUUUAUAAAUAUUGCCCUUCUCGAUGAUAUCCCAUAUGUGAAUGUUGUAAGUUCCAACAUCACUGAAAGGGUUCAUGUGAGUGAUCUUGUGACGUGAGGAAUCUUUAAUUUUUCACGAUCGUGAUAUCUAAACCUAUUUUGAUAAUCUUUCGCUUGCAAAGCUGCAAGGUUGUACAAUAUUGUUAUAGGUGACCUAUCGUGCCUAUUAGUUGAUGCAGCACGACACUGAUUUUAAAUGAUUUAAGUGAAUUGUGAUAAUUCUUUACAGUAAUAUGCAAAAUAAUAUAAAUAAAUGGUAUUACGUAGAAACAA
This is a messenger RNA of Lytechinus pictus (painted urchin), 4533 nucleotides long. RefSeq names its product prolow-density lipoprotein receptor-related protein 1-like. NCBI's taxonomy places the organism in Eukaryota, Metazoa, Echinodermata, Echinoidea, Temnopleuroida, Toxopneustidae. The transcript has 11 exons. The record is from RefSeq and is a predicted model, not a curated record. Bases 14 to 2026 code for a protein of 670 amino acids. Gene Ontology annotation, molecular function: calcium ion binding.